AUGAGCCAGCGACAUACAUUACAAGUUUUUGAACAAUAUCAAAAAGCUCGUUUAACAUUUGUUCAAUCUGUAGCCGAUCUUGCAACACGACCACAAAAUAUUGAAACUCUUCAAAAUGCAGGUGUCAUGGCAUUACUUCGUCCAUUAUUACUUGAUGUUGUACCAAGUGUACAACAAACUGCUGCACUUGCUUUAGGUCGUUUAGCUAAUUAUUCUGAUCAUUUAGCUGAAUCUGUUGUACGUGGUGAUAUUCUUCCACAAUUGGUUUAUUCAUUGGCUGAACAAAAUAGAUUUUAUAAAAAAGCAGCAGCUUUUGUUUUACGUGCUGUUGCUAAACAUUCACCACAAUUGGCUCAAUCAGUUAUUGAUUGUGGAGCACUCGAUGCACUUGUUGUCUGUCUAGAAGAAUUUGAUCCAUCAGUUAAAGAAGCAGCAACAUGGGCACUUGGCUAUAUUGCACGACACAAUGCAGAAUUAUCUCAACAUGUAGUUGAUGCCGGUAGUGUUCCAUUACUUGUAUUAUGUUUACAAGAACCUGAAAUAGCUUUAAAACGUGUUGCUGCAUCAGCACUAUCCGAUAUAGCUAAACAUUCACCUGAAUUAGCACAAACAGUUGUUGAUGCUGGAGCUAUAGCACAUCUAGCUCAAAUGAUUCUUAAUCCUGAUGCUCAACUUAAGCGACAAAUAUUUUCAGCUCUAAGUCAAAUAGCUAAACAUUCAGUUGAUUUAGCUGAAAUGGUUGUUGAAGCUGAAAUAUUUCCAGCAGCAUUUGCAUGUUUAAAUGAUUCCGAUGAAUAUGUGAAAAAAAAUUGUGCGACACUUAUACGUGAAAUUGUUAAACAUACACCUGAAUUAGCACAAAUGAUUGUUAAUGCUGGUGGAGUUGCUGCUGUUGUUGAUUAUGUUGCAACAACUCGUGGAAAUGUACGUUUACCAGGUAUUAUGAUGCUUGGUUAUACAGCUGCACAUACUGAAAGUUUAGCCAUGGCUGUUAUUGUUUCCAAGGGUAUUAAUCAAUUAUCAAUAGCACUCAAUGAAGAAACAGAAGAUCAUAUAUUAGCAGCAACAGCUUGGGCACUUGGUCAAAUAGGUCGUCAUACACCAGAACAUGCUAAAGCUGUAGCUGUAGCAAAUGUUUUACCGAAAUUACUUCAAUUAUAUAUGCGUACAGAUUUAUCUGAAGAUUUACAAACAAAAUCAAAAAAAGCUUUAAAAAAUAUUCUUCAAAAAUGUGUUUAUUUACCUGUAUUAGAACCAUUAUUACAUGAAGCAUCACCAAAUAUUCUUAAACAUGUUGUUGCACAAUUUUCAAAAGUACUUCCACAUGAUGCUAAAGCACGAAGAUUAUUUGUUACUAGUGGUGGACUUAAAAAGAUUCAAGAAAUAAAAACUGAAGAAGGUUCACCUUUGGCUGAAUAUAUCAAUAUAAUAAAUAGUUGCUUUCCAGAAGAAGUUGUCAAAUAUUAUUCACCUGGUUAUGCAGAUGAAUUACUUGAACGUGUUGAAAAUCAUGGCAACAGAGCAUAA
This is a messenger RNA of Rotaria sp. Silwood1, 1527 nucleotides long. NCBI's taxonomy places the organism in Eukaryota, Metazoa, Rotifera, Eurotatoria, Philodinida, Philodinidae. The record is from the annotation of a GenBank genome assembly.